AUGGCGCAGAGAGUCUCAUUUUCGUCGAGCCAGCGUCGUCGCCGUGACCUGAGCGCGGCCCUUCUCCUCCUCUCACUUGUUCUUGUUUCGUCUCUCCACGCGGCGUUGGCCUAUCUCUUCUCCGCGGGGCUCCGCGCGGACAAGCUGCGGGGGGUGAUGCGCGGAUGGGCGCGAGGCGGAAGCCCGACCGGCCAGCAGCAGCAGCAGCAGCAGCAGCAGCAGCAGCAGCAGCAGCAGCAGCAGCAGAGCGGCGGAAUCAGUGGAAGCGGUAUGGGCGGCGGCGGAAUGGGUGGCGGCGGAAUGGGUGGCGGCGGAAUGAGCGGCGGCGGCAUGGGCGGCAGCGGAAUGGGUGGCGGCGGAAUGGGUGGCGGCGGAAUGGGCGGAAGCAGCAUGGGUGGCGGCGGAAUGAGUAGCGGUGGAAUGGGUGCAUCGCGGAAAAGCUUUCUGGCAAGUCCUUUUUCGCGAUGUGGCGGUGGAAUGGGUGGCGGUGGAAUGGGCGGAGGCGGAAUGGGCGGCGGCAGAAUGGGCGGCGGCGGAAUGGGCGGCGGCGGAAUGGGCGGCGGCGGCACUGGUGGCGGCGGAAUGGGCGGCGGCGGAAUGGGUGGCGGCGGAAUGGGCGGUGGCGGAAUGGGCGGUGGUGGAAUGGGCGGCGGCGGCAUUGGUGGCGGCGGAAUGGGCGGCGGCGGAAUGGGCGGCGGCGGAAUGGGCGGCGGCGGAAUGGGCGGUGGCGGAAUGGGAGGGGGCAUGGGCGGACCUGGUUCCUCUGCUCCAGGUUCGCAAUCGGCCAUGGGUCCUGGGGGAAACAUGGGUGGCGGCGGAAUGGGCGGCGGCGGAAUGGGUAGCGGCGGAAUGGGCGGAGGCGGCAUGGGUGGCGGUGGAAUGGGCGGCGGCGGAAUGGGCGGCAGCGGAAUGGGCGGCGGCGGAAUGGGCGGCGGCGGAAUGGGCGGUGGCGGAAUGGGUGGCGGCGGAAUGGGCGGCAGCGUAAUGGGCGGUGGCAUGGGCGGACCUGGAGCCAUGGGUCCUGGAGGAAACAUGGGCGGCAGCGGCAUGGGUGGCGGCGGAAUGGGCGGAGGCGGAAUGGGCGGUGGCGGAAUGCGAGGCGGCGGAAUGGGCGGCGGAGGCAUGGGCCGCGGAGGAAUGGGCGGGUCAGGGUGGUUUGCUCCAGGGUCGCAGGCAGCACCCGGCCAGGGUGGACCUGGGAUGGGCGGAGGGAUGGGCGGAGGGAUGGGCGGAGGGAUGGGGGGAGGGAUGGGCGGAGGGAUGGGCGGAGGGAUGGGGGGAGGGAUGGGCGGAGGGAUGGGGGGAGGGAUGGGGGGAGGGAUGGGGGGAGGGAUGGGCGGAGGGAUGGGCGGAGGGAUGGGCGGAGGGAUGGGCGGAGAAAUGGGCGGAGGGAUGGGUGGAGGGAUGGGCGGACCGUAUUAG
This is a messenger RNA of Closterium sp. Naga37s-1, 1422 nucleotides long. Lineage: Eukaryota; Viridiplantae; Streptophyta; Zygnematophyceae; Desmidiales; Closteriaceae. The record is from the annotation of a GenBank genome assembly.